AUGCUAGUGGACCGUCAUGUGAAGCUACUGUCACGUCAAAGAGGCAGUGCCCUCCGGAAAGUAGAGCAAGAUAUCGUAAUAUCUCAGACCAAGAAACAAAAACUGGAUCGACCGCCACCGUCACCCCCAGGUGAGUCUAGAAGGGAGCCCGACUCCGACUACCUAUCCCCACCGACAGCGCUACCCGAUGUAGACUUAGAGGGUGGUGGUUCUUUGCCAUCUGAAACUCCCAGAAUGUCCCCCGUGCACAGUCCUGAGCUUGAUGGCCUGCCGACGUCUCCUGCCAACCCCUUCACGUCUGCUCGAGGAUCUGACAUUUCACCAGACCUGCCUAUUUCAGAGAGCCCACUAAAAGGCACCGUGGACCCUUUUGCAGCGCCCAUAGAAUCUGUGGCUCCUCCCUCAGAACCGCAUUUCGAUUUCGAUUUUUCUGAACUCCCGAUAUCUCAGCUCAGGGCCAAUUCUUUGUCCUUGACUUCGAUCGAGAUUAUAUCCUCCGUGCUACACAAUCUUUUCGAAGAACAACUCAUUCCGCAGGCGUAUGCUGAUUUCGACACUGCCACUACCCCUGCAGAUCAGGUACUUUACAAAUUAGACAUCAAACUGCUGUCCACAUUUAUCCACGGUGUUUUGGCUGACCUUCAGGACACGGUCGACAUCAAUCUGUCCAACAAUGAACUCUGCUCGCAAGUCAAAGAGUGCCAAAGGCAGAAAGCUCAAAAGACCGAAAGCUUACUCGAACUACGGCACGAUAUCAACGAAUGGGAAAAUAAGGAUGAUAACGCAGAGCAUUUUGAUGAGCUGCGACGGAAAUCUGCUUUGAACGACAAAUUGCAAAACCUCAUUGCAAGCAUUUCUCAGGAACCUGCGGAACCAGUGCAGAGCCCUCUGCUGUCAUUUGAUAAGGUCUCUGACGACCUAAUUCGAGUAACAGACCCCUGCAAUGGCGCACUGGCCAAGUUACGAACAUUUAAUGAUACUCUCGAAAAGCUCUUGGAAUAA
Lachancea dasiensis is the source of this 1002-nucleotide messenger RNA. The record is from the annotation of a GenBank genome assembly. Lineage: Eukaryota; Fungi; Ascomycota; Saccharomycetes; Saccharomycetales; Saccharomycetaceae.